AAACACUUCCGGUGGGUGUUAAGAAAGCUUCGAGGGUUUGUCUGUUUUCAUCAUGCUGCUUGUAUGACUGCGAGGGUUGCUCCGUUCGGGUGAUCGCUGUUUGCGUUUCGCGGUUCUCGCGCUCGCUGCUCCUCUCUCUGCUUAACGGCUGUGCCGUACACCCUCGUGCGACUUUACUGUGAAGUAACAGCAAUCCUCUGGCGCACUUAGAGGACAUGGCAGCCGCGACUGUGGCUGAGGCGGACCCAGCAGAGACCGAUGGAGCUGCCGCCGCCGCCGCCUUCACAGAUCUUCGCGACACAGGCUGUAAUGAGUCGCAGCUUCGACAGUAUACUUUUCCAACACGACAGAUACCGCGACUAUCCCAUACAGAUCCGCGUGCCGAGGUCCUCAUCAAUAACGAGGAGCCUGUUGUAUUAACAGACACCAAUUUAGUAUAUCCAGCUCUAAAAUGGGACAUACCCUACUUGCAAGAGAACAUUGGAAAUGGGGACUUCUCUGUUUACAUAGCAGAAAAUCACAAAUUCUUGUAUUAUGACGAGAAGAAAAUGGCAAACUUUCAGGACUUUGUACCCAAAUCUCGUCGAAUAGAGAUGAAAUUUUCUGAGUUUGUGGACAAGAUGCAUCAAACAGAGAAACAAGGUGGAAAAGAAAGAGUGUACUUGCAACAAACUCUGAAUGAUACAGUCGGCCGAAAAAUAGUGGUGGAUUUCCUUGGAUUCAAUUGGAACUGGAUUAACAAACAGCAAGCUAAACGAAACUGGGGACCGCUGACCUCAAAUUUGCUGCUCAUAGGCAUGGAAGGCAAUGUGACACCAGCACACUAUGAUGAGCAGCAGAAUUUCUUUGCACAAAUCAAAGGACAUAAGAGAUGCAUCCUCUUUCCUCCAGACCAGUUUGACUGCCUCUAUCCUUACCCAGUUCAUCACCCAUGUGACCGACAGAGUCAGGUCGAUUUUGAAAAUCCAGAUUAUGACAAGUUUCCUAAUUUCACAAAUGCUGUUGGAUAUGAGGCUGUUGUGGGACCAGGUGAUGUCUUAUACAUCCCAAUGUACUGGUGGCAUCACAUUGAGUCCCUGUUGAAUGGAGGAGUGACCCUCACAGUAAACUUCUGGUACAAGGGGGCACCCACUCCAAAGAGGAUAGAGUACCCUUUGAAAGCUCAUCAGAAGGUGGCCAUAAUGAGGAACAUAGAGAAGAUGUUGGGAGAGGCCUUGAGGGACCCGCAUGAGGUUGGUCCGUUGCUGAACAUGAUGAUCAAGGGCAGAUAUGAUCAUGGACUGAGUUAAAGGCCACUCUUUAGUGUGCUGCUAAGGUCUGUUUAUAUGUGUGUGUGGAUAUGAGUAUAUGCUUGUGUGUACAUUCAGGCUGUUGAAAGAGGCUGUUGCCAGUGCAUGGCAGUAUUUUGGAAGUAUAAAGACUCCUGCCUUUUGUCUGCUUUCAUUUACUGGACCCAUUAUAGCUAGUUCUGUGUUGGUGUUAAGAGGGAAAACCACUGGUGAGGAAUCUUGAGUGGAUCUCUCCUGAACAAGUCCUUAAAUUCGUAUGUGUGCAGCAUUACAUGCUAAAAAAUAGACGAAUGCAUUAGCAGAGACUGUAAAGCACUUUUGCACCACCCAGAGCGCCUGUUGUCAGGUUUUGUCCCAUGUUGGGACAAAGAAGGUGCCAUAUGUCACGAUUUAACUCCUGUGGUUCAGAGUCCGUGCAGUGAAACUGGCAGAGUGCCUCGAGCAUAUCCACAGAGGAGGAUGAUUUACAACUUGAACCCUACCAUCAGCUCAUUGACGGUUUUAAACUGUUGAUACAUUUUAUGAUGUUUUUUUUUUUUUUGUGAGUUUGCUUUUGAAUUUGAUCUCAUGGCUUAACCUUGUUUCUGUUAUGAUAGAGGUAAUGCAGAAUACAACGGUCAGCCACAAUAUGUUUUUACAACAAAGGAUUUCUUAUCCUUUGGUAGCUGACUCGCUGAAUUAAAAUGUUGAAUUUUUUUUUUUUUAGGUAAGUGUACUAUAAGGCAAUUGUUUUAGUUUCUGUGGUACCAUUUCUGUAUGGAUUGUAACUUAGAAUGAACUACACCUGCCAAGUGUUAGCUGUCACCAUGAAUUGAAAGGAAAUAAAAGAUUUGGAAUGAUUUGGUCUAGAUUUAAGUCUUUGAAAAUGCAGUUCAACUCUUUGGUUUUAUCCUGUUAAUUUCUUUUUUGUUGUUAAAAUUUGUGCUUUUAAGAUACAAUUUCCACUUUUGUUCAGAGAAGAAAGCAAACAACACAAAUGGCCACUUUAAUUCUUUAAUGAAUAUACAGUGUUUCAAAGUUUUCUUCAUUACAUACACAUAUUGGUAUUUCAUGGAUGUGUAUUAGCUGACUUUAUAUUUUGCCAAAUUGUCAAACAGUGUACCAUCAAUGAUAGUAGUCAUCUUAUAUAAAUUGCCUGUCAUUAAGAACACACAAUAUGAAAUUAAUUCUAACUCUUGUUAUAGGCAUUCUUACAAAGAUUACAUAGGAAUAUAACAUUUGGACAAGAUUAUUUGUUUAAGUGUUUGGCCUUUCACAGACAUGUCUUUUAAAAUAAUUAACAAGUGUUCUAAUAUUGUUUGACGUGCUUUAGAGUGUGAUCCAAGUAGUGUAAAAAUAGAAGAGAACCGAACCUGUUACUUCAGACUAUCUGCAUGAUCUUUAGAUUUCUGUAGUUCUCCGUACUGAUUUCUGAGUGGCUUAAAGUGGUUUUGUCUGUUCAAGUUUUUAAAUUAAAACAUGUUGUUUUUUUUUCUCA
Messenger RNA from Carassius auratus (goldfish), 2766 nucleotides. RefSeq names its product hypoxia-inducible factor 1-alpha inhibitor-like. The coding region runs from base 216 to 1289 and encodes 357 amino acids. The record is from RefSeq and is a predicted model, not a curated record. Gene Ontology annotation, cellular component: nucleus; cytoplasm. Lineage: Eukaryota; Metazoa; Chordata; Actinopteri; Cypriniformes; Cyprinidae. Gene Ontology annotation, molecular function: ankyrin repeat binding; peptidyl-histidine dioxygenase activity; [protein]-asparagine 3-dioxygenase activity. Gene Ontology annotation, biological process: negative regulation of Notch signaling pathway. The transcript has 8 exons.